Molecule: messenger RNA, 2421 nt
Organism: Plasmodium coatneyi
Lineage: Eukaryota; Apicomplexa; Aconoidasida; Haemosporida; Plasmodiidae
Product: DNA-directed RNA polymerase
Exons: 1
Coding region: 1-2421 (806 amino acids)
Biological process (GO): DNA-templated transcription
Molecular function (GO): DNA-directed RNA polymerase activity; protein dimerization activity
Source: RefSeq, a predicted model, not a curated record
AUGAUGCGGCUGAUAGGCCUUCCUACAUGGGUCCCCCUCCUCAUUAUAACCUGCAAAGCUUUGCAAAUUCGGAACAGUUGCUUCAUUCGUAGUUACCAAAAUGUGUGGCCCAUCGGAGGCAGCUGCGAGGAAAAACCGUACACACGAAGCUGCGGCAGAAGUUGCCGCCCCAGCAGGAGAAAAGGAGAACAGAACAAAUGGAGCGUGUUCAGCAAAGAUGACGAGAUAGAGGAAACCAGCAGACCGGAACAACCGAGUGAUGAUUAUAAAAUGGGGAGAAGGAAAAACUUCAUAAAAAAGUAUCAAGUGAAAAAGGAAGAAGUAGAGGAAUACAUUGAACAAAUGAAGAGAAACUCAAGUAGUGGAUAUGAACCUCAAUUUCCGAAGGAUGUUUUUAGGACCCCAGAUGGAUUAACAAAUGUCAUUUUGGAUUAUAAAUACAAAAAUGACAAUUUAAAAAUUCACAAUUAUUACUCUUUUUUUGUGUGCUUUUUAAAAAAGCUAGCUGAGCAAGCGGAAAAAAAAAAAAAAAAAAAAAAACAGCUAAAUGAGCCAAAUGGACAAAAUGGCGAAAAAGACCAAACGGACAGAGAACCACUAAUUAGCGUACAAGAUUUUCUCUUCCUAAAAAAGAAGGGAUUCUUUGAAGGAGAUUUGUACACAUGGAAAAAUUGGGUCAUUCUGAACCGGGGAGAGUGGGAAGAUUAUAUCGGCUACGGAGAAGUAGACAAAGAAAAAGAAUACGAAAUAGAGACGCUGCGAAAAAUGGUGGAACCCAAAAUGAAGAGAAUGCCCAUAGAAUACUGGGGUAGCUUCAGAGCAAUCGAUUUCAAUGUGAAUCAUUAUCCCAUUUAUAAGAAGUUGUAUGACUACUUUGACAAGAUCAGUGUGAGUGGUAACGAGCCAAACGAGAAGUUUUACCCCUUCCUCUUCUACCCCCGGUUUAGCGUUCGUAGGGAUAGAGCGGGGCUGGGCUACGGGGACGCGCAGUUUUUCGGCAACUACGGGGAUAUCUACAAGAAGCGCGAGGAGCGCCUGCAAAGGUUGCGCGGUCUAGGCAACGAUGGUGUUGACACCGCAGGAAUGGCUGAGGACACAUCCAGCACGAACGAAAGCGUGGUGCACUCCAGCCUGCACCGGGAGAGUUUCAUAGAUAAAUACGACUUCGGACCGAACGACAUCAAAGUAGAGGAAGCGACAGACAUAAUCAAGUACCCACAGAACGGUAGGCUCUACCAGAAGUUCUACAUAGGGCCUUUAAACAUAACCGAUGGACACACCUUCGGUACUCUGUUAAAGUACGUCUGUCAGACGCAGAUAUAUGGGUACGCCAUAGUUGCCAUUAAAGUACACAACAUGAAUGAAGACACCCGAAUUGAUAACGUGCAAGAGGACCUCCUAGAAAUUGCACUGAACCUAUCGGACGUGUGUAUAUACAGCAAAGAAAUAAAUGUAGAGACAAAUGUACGACUCAUUUUUAAAGGACCCUUAAUGCUAGUAGCAGGGAUGAUACCCCUGCCGUCUCACCUACAAGUAGUUAACAAGGAGCAGUACAUCUGCACCCUGAAAGAAGAUGGAUAUCUAGACAUUUCGAUAAAAAUUGAAUAUGGAAAAGGUCACUGGCUAACAUAUGAGAAGGGAUUAUACAAAAGGGAACAGGGUUCGGAUAACGAAUGUAUGAAAAAAAGACCAGUAAAGGAAGUUAUUGAGAAAAAUUAUAUGCCUAUAAGUGCUAGCUUUGGUAGCUGCCGUAUGGUACGUAUGUCUGUACAUAAGAUCGCCACUAAGUAUUGGUGUGAAGAUAGGUGUGAAUUUACCGACCCGAAACAAAUGCUUGUGAUGGAAAUAUGGACUGACUGCAGAAUGUUGCCAAAGAAUGUGCUACUAUAUGGAAUUAAAAAUAUAAAAAAAAUUUUGAGAAAAUUCAGGGAGAUGAUAAUUUCCGAUACGGAUUUCCCGUCCGAUGUGGAGGACGAGGAGAUAAAGAAACUGUGGCCCGCCAUUGACCGGUACAAAUUUUUGCAGACCAAGCAGAAGAUGGAGGGAGGCCCCCCCAUCCACGAUGUGGACGCAGAGAGUGAUACCAGCGGCAAUAGCGGCGCGGGUAUCGGAAAUAGUGAGCACGGCGUGCCGGAUAGACACAGUCAAAUGGGUAACCAGAACAUGAUGGACUCAUUUUCGCAAAAGCUCGUGGACCCAGACAACUUUCCCAAGCACUCAAAUAUCCAGCUACCGCUGGAGGACACGCCGCCUCCCUUCCUGGACACCCUGGAGUGGCUAAAAAUGGAGGUAAAGAAAGACAGAAUUCGCAAGAAGAGGAAGGGUUCCGAGAAAAAAACUUCCAAAGCGGCGAACAGGCGCACCUUCGAUUAUGACGACUACCUGGACGACACUUUGGGCGAUAUACUGGACGAGGGUUGA